AUGGCCUCCGAGAACGAAUCAACUUCAGACGCCGGCACGCGUGCCAGCAAGCGCGUCCGCACCGACAGCAAUCCCGCGCCCCCGGCAGCAGCAGCAGCAGCAGCAGAGAAGAAGCCCACUCCCGAGGCUGAAGAUGACAGCUCCUCAGACGACGACAUCGGCCCCACACUCCCCCCCGCCGGCGGCGCCGCAACCAAGAAGAAGCGACGCACGCUGCCACACGAGAAGCUGUACCUCGCGGCGCUGCCGACGGCGCCGCGGUACUCAAAGUCGCUCAUGCAUCGGGACCACCUUGCGUUCGUGACGAUGACGCCGUUCACGGACUUUCUCAUCACGACGAGCGUGGAUGGGGUGGUCAAGUUCUGGAAGAAGAUGGCGGUGGGGAUUGAGUUUGUGAAGAUGUUUCGCGCGCACCAGGGCGAGAUUGUGGGUGUGGCGGUGAGCACGGAUGGGCGCAGCUUUGCGUCGGCGGGCGUGGACGGGAGGGUGGCGAUCUUUGAUGUGGUGACUUUUGAUCUGCUGACGACCAUCACGCUGCCAAACGCGCCAAAGGCCAUCUGCUGGGUGCACCGGCGCGGGUCCUCCCUGCCGCUGCUGGCGGUCUCGGACGUGGUGAGCCCGCACAUUGUCAUCUACGAUGGGCGGGGCGACAAUCCAAAGGUGCUGUACACGGUCGAGCACAUGCACCGCAGCAUCGUGCAUCUCAUGGCCUUCAACGACAAGUACAACUGCGUGGUGUCGUGCGACGAGAGCGGCAUGGUCGAGUACUGGUCCCCAAAGCCGGAGCGCGAGUUUGAGAAGCCCGAUAACGUGUUUGAGUACAAGAGCAACACGGGCCUGUUUGAGUUCAAGAGGGCCAAAUCCGUGCCCACGUCCCUCACAAUCUCACCCACACACGAGUCCUUCGCCACCUUCUCCCACCCAGACCGCCAGAUCCGCAUCUUCGACUUCCCCAGCGCGCGCCUCACGCGCACCUACGACGAAUCCGUGUCCACCCUAACCACCAUGCAGCAAGCCGCCCCCGCCGCCACCAAACUUCCCGACAUCGAAUUCGGCCGCCGCAUCGCGCUCGAAACCGACCUCUCCUCCCCCGCCACCACCUCCGCCACCCCACCCAUCCCGCUCACCACAACACACCUCUCAAAGGCCAACAUCGUCCUCAACACAACAACCAACACCGUCGUCCGCACCCUCGGCAAAGAGGAGCCCCUGCGCCCCCUCAACAUCGCCCUCUACCAGGGCGCACCAAAUAAAAAGGACCUCGUCACAGUCGAGAUGGCCGCCUCCGCCAACCCCCUCCUCUCCGAGGCCGAGUCCCGCGACCCCAUGCUCUUCUGCACGGCGGCGGCAAAGCCGCGCUUCUACAUCUUCACCAACGACGCCACCGCGUCAAAGACGGACCGCGACAUCCUCAACGAGAAGCCGCUUCUGUCUGCGUCCUCUGCGGCGGCCGGCGCAGCCGGCGACGUAGCGCCCAAGGAGAGCGGGAAGGCGGCCGUCAUCCAUACCAGUAUGGGUGACAUCCACGUGCGGCUGUUUCCCGAGGCGGCGCCGCGCACGGUGGAGAACUUUGUGACGCAUGCGAGGAACGGGUACUAUAAUGGGACCAUCUUCCAUCGCGUGAUUCGAAAGUUUAUGAUUCAGGGCGGGGACCCGUGUGGGGAUGGGACGGGCGGGGAGAGCAUUUGGGGCGGCGAGUUUGAGGAUGAGUUCUCGACGUUGAGGCAUGAUAAGCCGUAUACGCUGAGUAUGGCGAAUGCGGGGCCGAAUACGAACGGAUCCCAGUUCUUCAUCACGACGGAGAAGACGCCGUGGCUGGACGGGAAGCAUACCAUCUUUGGACGCACGAUACAGGGCCUGGAUGUGGUCAAUAAGAUUGAGAAUGUGCGCACGUUCAAGGAGAAGCCGGAGGAGGAUGUAAAGAUUAUUAAUAUCUCGGUUUUGUAG
This is a messenger RNA of Morchella importuna, 1947 nucleotides long. RefSeq lists its product as uncharacterized. The transcript has 6 exons. The record is from RefSeq and is a predicted model, not a curated record. Gene Ontology annotation, biological process: protein peptidyl-prolyl isomerization; protein folding. The coding region runs from base 1 to 1947 and encodes 648 amino acids. Lineage: Eukaryota; Fungi; Ascomycota; Pezizomycetes; Pezizales; Morchellaceae. Gene Ontology annotation, molecular function: protein binding; peptidyl-prolyl cis-trans isomerase activity.